Messenger RNA from Penaeus vannamei (Pacific white shrimp), 1127 nucleotides. The record is from RefSeq and is a predicted model, not a curated record. Lineage: Eukaryota; Metazoa; Arthropoda; Malacostraca; Decapoda; Penaeidae.
UCACCAUGAAGACCCUGGUGUUAAUUUAUGCAGUUCUAGCCUCAGCGUGGGCUGACCGUCCACGGUAUGGAGGUUUUGGAGGAGGAGGUUCAAGCUCUGGUUUUGGAGGAAGCUCAGGCUCUGGUUUUGGAAGUGGAGGUUCAGGGUUUGGAAUAAGUUCCGGCUCAGGAUUCGGAGGAGGAUCAGGCUUAGGCUUUGGAGGAGGCGGUUCAGGCUCAGGAUUUGGAGGCUCUGGCUUCGGAGGAGGAGGUUUCGGCUCAGGAGGAGGAGGUUUCGGCUCAGGAGGAUGCGGUCUCGGGCAAGUGUUCCAUGCCGGUAGAUGUGUCACUCCACGCGAGAACCGCAAAGUCUUCUUGUACAACGCACCACCCGCACCACCAGUUCCCCACGGUCCUCCACCGUACAUCCCUGAGCCAACCAUUGACACGAAUAUCGUGUUCAUCCAAACACCUGAAGAAGGUCCAGGACCAGACCCCAUUGUCAUACCUCCACCACAACAGCGAAGCGUCGUCUAUGUCCUCAACAGACAGAUACAAGAGCAACAGGAUGUGAUCGAAGUCCCAGCACCGCCAGCGACCAGUCCUGAGGUUUACUUCGUGAACUACGCUGACGGCGAGAACCCAGUUCUUCCCAGCGGUGUGGACCUUCAGACUGCCUUGAGUGCAGCUUCUCAAGGGGGCGGUCAAGUGGUUGGAGGUGGCGUUGGAGGUGGUUUCGGAGGCAGCGGAGGUGUUGGGGGAGGUUUCGGAGGCAGCGGAGGUGCCGGUGGCGGUUUCGGAGGCAGCGGAGGUAUUGGCGGAGGUUUCGGAGGCAGUGGAGGGGGUUUUGGAGGUGUCGGCAGUGGAGGAAGUGGAGGUUUUGGCGGUGGCAUUGGAGGAAGUGGUGGUUUUGGAGGUAGCGUAAUCAGCGGUGGAUCUGGAGGUGGCGGCAGCGGAGAAUUCAUCGUCAGUGGAGGUAGUGGAGGCUUUAGCAGUGGAGGUGGAUUUAGUGGAGGUUCUCCUUCCAGUCUGUAUACGACACCUUAAAAUUUUCUUUUUAGGGAUUAUAUAUCCUUGUUAUGUUUUGCGUUCCAUGAAAAUGUUUCACCGUUUGUACUGCAUUUGUAAUAAAAUGUCUUAAAAAUACAA